Scedosporium apiospermum is the source of this 966-nucleotide messenger RNA. RefSeq lists its product as uncharacterized. Lineage: Eukaryota; Fungi; Ascomycota; Sordariomycetes; Microascales; Microascaceae. The transcript has 5 exons. The coding region runs from base 1 to 966 and encodes 321 amino acids. The record is from RefSeq and is a predicted model, not a curated record.
AUGGGUGUAUCCUGGACGGACGCUGGCCAAACUGCCGCCAUCGUCCUCGCGGUGCCUCUCGGCUUGUACAUUUUAUUCCUCCUCAUCGGUGCCAUUCCAUACUUUCAGAGACUCUUCGUCUAUGCCCAUAUCUUCAACACACUCCUGUGGGACAAUGUUGAUAAGCCCGAAAAAUGGGGUUUCGCUCUUCACGGUAAUGCCGGGCAUAUCGCUAAUGGAUGGAGGACGGAUACCUACCAUUCUCUUACGGACACCACAUCUUACCACGUCCUUGCCAUAGACUAUCGUGGAUUCGGACGCUCUUCCGGCAGGCCGACCGAGAAGGGCAUUAUUCUCGAUGCCUUGACAGCCGUUGAAUGGGUCAUGAAGACCGCGGAGGUGCCCUCCGAGAGGAUCGUCCUUUUCGGUCAGAGUCUAGGUACUGCCGUAGCGAGCGGCGUUGCAGAGCUAUGUGCAGAUGAUGAUCUCGAGUUCGCCGGCAUAAUCCUCAUUGCCGGAUUCAGCAAGCUUCCAACCAUGCUUACGGGAUACCGAAUCUCCGGAUACGUUCCUGUAUUUGGGCCGUUCUCAUGGGUUCCUCUCACGUCCAGGUGUCUACAGGCCCUCAUCUACGAGAAAUGGCCUUCGGAGGAUCGACUUGCGCGCGUCGUGAAGCGGACCAAAACCCGUCUGAGGCUCACCUUCAUACACGCACAGAACGAUAUGGACAUUCCGUGCCAUGAGAGUGAUAAGCUCUUCAGAUCUGCGGCGAGUGCCACCCUGCCCGAUGGUCUUGAUCCCUUAGAGUUUGAAUCAAAGAAAGAGAAUGGCACGACCAAGUGGGAGAAAGGCGCUUUCCGGAGGAUAUGGACGGCGGAGCCCAACAUUAUUAUUCUCCAAGAGCAAUUUCCACAUGGAGGCCAUAAUCGCAUUAUGAAGUUCGCCCCCACCUUGCUCGCAGUCAUGAGGUCAUUUGAUGAGGAAUAG